Messenger RNA from Fukomys damarensis (Damara mole-rat), 7735 nucleotides. RefSeq names its product paraneoplastic antigen Ma6F-like. The record is from RefSeq and is a predicted model, not a curated record. Lineage: Eukaryota; Metazoa; Chordata; Mammalia; Rodentia; Bathyergidae.
CUCCUGAGACUGCGACAGUCAGCUGACACCUUUUGCAGUCAUGCUCCCUUCAUCCAUCUCCCCUGCUAUGGGGCUGUCCAUGCUCCGAGAUUGGUGCAGGUGGAUGGGUGUGAAUGCGCAGCGCUGUCUGCUCAUCAUGGGCAUCCCUGAUGACUGCGAGGAAGAUAAGUUCCGAGAGAUACUGCAGGCUGCGCUGAGACCCCUGGGCAGAUACCGGGUGCUCUGCAGGGUCUUUAGGAAGGAGCUUGGAGCCAGGGUCACUUUGGUUGAGUUUGCUGAGUAUUUAAACCGAAGUUUGAUCCCCCAACAAAUACCAGGCAAUGGGGAGCCUUGGAGUGUGAUCUUCCUGCCCCAGGUCCCUGAUUCUGAGUUUCAGGAGUGUCGAAACCUCCCUGCACAGCCCCAGGGGGAAGAAAUGGGAGAAAGCAUGGGUAAGGGAGCUGCAAGUGAGGGAGGAGCUGCAGCUGAGGAAGAAGCUGCGGCUGAGGCAGGUGCUCCUGGUGAGGAAAGAGCUGCAGGUGAGGCAGAAGCUCCUGAUGAGGAACGAGCUGAAGGUGAAGCAGGAGCUGCACGUGAGGAAGGAGCUGCAAGUGAGGCAGGAGUUUCAGGUGAGGCUGGAGCUGCAGGUGAGGCAGGAGCUGCAGAUGAGGCAGGAAUUUCAGGUGAGGCUGGAGCUGCGGGUGAGGCAGGAGCUGAAGGUGAGGCAGGAGUUUCAGGUGAGGCAGGAGUUUCAGGUGAGGCAGGAGCUCCUGGAGAGGAAGAAUCUAUAGAUGAAGAAGCUUCAGGGGCUGCAGCUGAGGCAGAAGCAGCAUAUGAAGCAGGGCCUGAAGAUGAGGAAGGAGCUGAACUUGAGCCAGGAGCUGCAGGUAUGGCAGGAGUAGCAGAUGAGCCAGGAGCUGCAGAAGAGCCAGGAGUAGCAGGUGAAGCAAGAGCUGUAGGAGAGCCAGUAGCAGCAGCACGUGUGGCAGGAGCUGCACGUAUGGCUGGAGCUGCAGGUGAGCCAAGAGCAGCAGGGGCUGCAGGGGAGCCAGGAGCAGCAGAUGUGGUAGGAGCUGCAGGAGAGCAAGGAGCAGCAGGGGAUGCAGGUGAGGCAGGAGCUGCAGGUGAGGCAGGAGCUGCAGGCGAGGCAGGAGCAGCAGGGGGUGCAGGAGUUGUGGGUAUGGCAGGAGCUGCAGGUGAGGCAGGACCUCCAGGAGAAGGGGCCUGGGAUGCAGCAGCAGUGACCCAUCUUAGAGCAGGAGCCCAGCAGUGGGCCCAGGCACUGCAGCCUAUCCUGGAAAACAUGGCAUACCAGGAACUGAGAGCCUUUUCCGGGAUCGCAGAGCCAGAUCCUGAGGAAGAAGAGUCCUUCGAGAGCUGGCUGAACCACGCCAAUGACAUGCUGUACCUGUGGCGCCAUAUUUCAGAGAGGGAGAGGAGGAGGAGGCUGGUGGAGUGCUUGGAAGGCCCUGCCCUGGAUGUCAUCUUUGAGCUCCUGGAAGAGCACCCAGACACCCCUGCACAGGACUGCCUGGCCGCGCUGGUGCAGGUGUUUGGGAACAAGAACAUCCAGGUGACCGCACGGCUGAAGUUCCUGAUCUGCUCACAGGGGCCUCAGGAGACGCUCUUGGCCUAUGUGGAGCGCCUGGAAGGCCUCCUGCAGGCAGCUGUGGAGAAGGGAGCCAUCCACCCAGCCACCACAGACCAGAUGCGAGCCCGGCAGGUGCUGAUGCGGGCCAGGCCAAACUGGACUCUCCAGAACAAGCUGAGAAGGAUGCGGCUGGAGAGGAGACCUCCUGGCUACUUGGCGCUGCUCCAGCUGGUGCGGGAGACCGAAGCCUGGGAGGCUGCCUUGGUUGGGAAAGAGCAGUUGGGAGGUGAGGCCGCCGAGGCUGGGCCAUCCCACAGAGAGGCUGCUGGGCCUGCCCCUGCCGUGGAAGAUGCGUCGCAGGCCUCCUCAGUCCAGGAAGAGGCCAGCGGCGAGGCUGCUCCCGAUCCUGAGUGUGCUGCUGAGGCUGCUUCUGAUGCCGAUGAUGCCACAAAGGCAGCCACUCAGGAAGAUGAAGAAGCCUUCGGUCCUGCAGGCCAGGGCCAGGCAGGGCCCUCUGAUGCCCCUGGGGCUCCCACGGCCCCGAUAUGCAGCGUUUCUGGGGCAGGUCCAGAAGGGCCUGGCUAUGGGCCAGAGAGCCUCGCCCAGGCAAGAGAGCAGGAGGCUGAGGAGCCCAUUACGGAGGGGCUUAAGGCUGUCCUGGAAGAGUUGGGAAACAAGGAUGAGGCUGGGGAGAUGAGCCACCCCGAGUUCUCCUCAAGAGAAUAGGCUCAGAAUGCCCAGGGGCUGCCUCUCUGCUCAGGCGGCAGAGCCCUGGGGUCGGAGAGGUGAGGCCAGGGCUGUAUCACCUGCACUUGGAGCUGGACUCAGGGAAGGGCAUCACCAGCCCAAAACAAACUCUCCCAUCUUUCCACUCCCCAAAGGGCCCCAGUCCCGCACCUCCUGCCCUUCCAAGUGACCCAGGUGACCCACAUCUGCCACUAAAUGGGGUGGGUGGUGAGAGAUGCCCCUCCCCAUGGUAGCAUCACCCCAGAUACAGCCUCAAAACCUACCCACUUGGGUGGCCAGCCUGGAGGCACCAUGAGGGCCAGCUGUGCCUGGAAUGAGGGCCCUUGAAGAUGUUUCCCCCAAGCCCACUUGCAGAUGUUAGGGAGAACAGACUGUCUCAAGGGUACCAACUCCUCAGCUCUCCCAACAGGGGACCCCCCCAUUCAUUGGUCCUGUCCCUGGGGUAGACUGUUCCCUGUCCUGGGAAGCCCACCCUUAUCUGUAGGACCCCUAGUGACCCACAUGUGAGACAAAUGCCCAUACCCACACUAGCUGCUGUUCCUGUACAACACUUAAAGUAGUGUGUGUGUGUGUGUGUGUGUGUGUGUGUGUAAAACCCCAGUGGAAGUUCUUGCUCAGGUGGCCACCCAGCUGACCAUCUGCAGUCCAGGGCACAUGCUGUGCGCUUCUUUCUGAGCCAUUCAAGGCUCUGGCCACUCCUGUCAGUGUCAGGAGGUCAACCUCUGCUUUCUACAAGUAGAUCUAGGCCAGUUGCUUGCUGCUUAUUCUUGUGUGUGUUCUUAUCUGAGCAGUUCCUGCCCACAGUCCCUCAGCCCAGUCAUAGAGGGGAAGGAUGGAAGAUGGAGUGGUUGGUGUUCACCCAAUGACUGUGACCAUAAACUUGGAAAGAAAAAAUUGGACUAUAGAUGGAGAAGAAAUCCAGGGACUGUGCUUUGAUGUUUCAUUCCUGUUGCUACUUGUUACUCUGUUCUUGGUGUGGUGAGGUGUUCCCUGCUGUGCUUUCUGAUGUCUUGUGACUAUUUGUGCUAGCCAUAGGGCAGGGCUCCUCCACAGUGGGUCAGCCUCAUAGAGAAUCUCCUAGAAUGUGCAUGGCCAGAGACCAUAUCCUGUCAAGAGGCAGAUUUAGGCCCCUUGAGAAGGUACAACAUGGCUGAAGGGCCCCAGCAUGACUGGUGGAUAAGGCACCUUGUCAGAAACCCUGGAGCAGAAUAGGAACCUGUGGCCUGUAGUGAUUGUGAGGAGCUCUUAUCAAUCGAGUCAUCUUCUCUUCAAUGGUCUUAGUUACUGUUUCUCUUCAGUAAAUCUCAUUGAAUAUUCCAAGUGAGCCUCCUCUCUGCAAUGGGAAAUUGAGGGAGGGGUCUCCUUGGAAAUAGCGUGGUGGGAAAAAAAUAAUGGGGCCAUUAUUCUGACCUUAUGAGGUAUGGUUUCCUACAUGCUAUUGGUUGCCACACCUUCAAAGCUUGCCAUAAACAAAGUUCAGUGAUUGAUGGCUCAAAAAAGUCUCAGCAGCAAGCCAGAAGGUGCCAGUGGGCAAGAUAUUGGUGGGUGAGGGCAGUGACUGCUGGGAUCUCCACCCCCUCCAUAAUUAGCCUUUGAGAAAGAACUAAGGUGUUGAAGAAUGCAAGAGAAUAAAGUCAGGAGACCUACCUGUCCUACUUAUUUAAAAUAGUUCCCUAGUUUAGUAUGUUUACCCUAUGUCUGAAGUAUGGUACUAGAACAUUUGUGAUCUCUUUGGGAACACAGCCUGGCUACAGAGUGCAGCACCUUUAACUGCCUGCGCUUUGGGGAGUAUUUGGCCAGCGUGUGUGCGCCUGCGCAUGCAUGCACCAGGUUGGUCCGCGCCUAGUCUAUGUGGCCGUGAUGAGUGCACCUGCCUACGCCGCCAUUUCCUGCGGUUUCGCGCUCAGGCGCGGAGCCCACCGGGAUAUGCGACCUGCUACUGGGCGAAAUGGCUGUUCCCGGCAAGCCCGGCCUCAGCGGGAUUCUCCUGAGGCCGUGCCCACGACGGCCGCCAGGUGGUGCUGGAGGAUCACAAAUGGGCCCGGCCGCUCUUCUGGGAACCGCCCCGUGGGCCCUGGGCGGUCGCUGCCCUUCCCCCAUCACGUGGUUUGGGGCGACGUCCCCCUGGCCCUGCUUGGGGUGGCCCCGCGUGGACCGUCCGAAGGUCAGGGGAGGUGCGGGGAGCGGUGCCGUCGUGGUCACGAGUGGAAAGGGAAGUGCGCACAGCCCAUCCCCCCACCCCGCCCUUGUCCCUCAGAGCUGCGCCAGGGCAGGGAGGUUAGCAAGAGUCAGUUUUACUCCAUAUCUCUUUCAAAUUAAAGGAAAAAUCGCUACAUUUGAGCACCCCUCCACAAGAAGGAGCUGGUGCACCAAGAGGCCCACUUUGGCUCCUGGGAGAAAGCAUUCAACCCCUACGAUGAUUCUGUAGUCCAUACAUCAGGUGUCACAGAAGGCUGAGAGCUUAGACAGAGGUCAGGAACGGGAGAGAGAUCUGCAGCAGGACUACCUGCUGUGUAAGCAGCUCUUGGGCCAUCUCGUCCGACAGGCCCUAGGGUCUCAGAGGUGUCCACGCGGGAAAGGAUGCAGUGUGAGGUGUGAGGCCAGCGCCCAUGGGCGAAUUGCUGCCAGUCAGCCCAUGGGGUUCUGGAACCAUGGGGUUCUGGGUCACGCUGUCUGUAUCAGAACAUUGUAUGCCUCUCUAGAAACAGACCCGGCCCUGUUUCUGGGCCCUGAUAGAUACAGUGGUUGACUACGGGAGGCCAAAUAACUGUGUGUCUGGAACUUCCUAUUAUGAGCUGAGUCCCAUCAGACCCAUUAGGUAUUUGGGUAUGAGAUUAUAAUGGAUAGCAUCUCUAUUCCAUCUGCAUUCACCUAGGGAUGUCUGUGAAGGACAGUAAGGAAGGAAGACUUUCCCAAUGGGUGGGACUUUUAUAGUGCAUCUUGUAAUUCACUUUGUAUGGAAAGAGAAGUGGCCCAACAUAGGAAUAUACACAGAUUUCUGAGUAGUGACCACUGGCCAAAUCAAAAACGUAUUAAUGCCUUCCAGAAAACAUCAGGAAUUGAAGUGGAUUGAACAAUCAGAUAGGAAAAAUGAGUCAGCUAGCUGGCAUUACCCACUUUUCAUCACCAGCCAGUGCAAAACUGACAGCAUGGGCAUAUGAAGACGGUGGCCACAAUAUGAGAGAUGUUGGGCCCAACAAUAUGGAGCCCCACUUACCAAGGUCUUUACUGCUACUAUUGACUGUAUAUGUCUCAUGUGCUCACAACAGAUCAAAGCUAAGACCCUCGUAAGGCAUCAUUUCUCCACGUUGGUUCCCUUUUCUCUAGGAGGAGCCAACAGUUCUUUCUUAAAGAAUAAAAAGCUAUUCUGAGUUUUUCCUUUCCUUGUGGCAGAACUUCAGUCUACAUCACUAUCCUGGGGUUUCCACAGUGUGUGAUCUGUAGGGCUGGAAUCUCACAGAACAUGGACUUCUAGCAGGGGACACACAUCAGAGUAAAGGAGGUGUGUGAGUGGGCAUGUGAACAUGGGACCCUCUGCAGUCACACACUGCAUCAGCCAGAGCUGUUGUUUGGUAGAUUGUGGGAAUGGCCUGCCGAAGGUGCAGCCGAAGCACAGAUUUGGCGGUGAUACCCUGUAAGGAUGAGCUGCCAUCCUCCAGGAUGCAGCCAUAUGUGCUGAAUCAGGGAGCUCUAGGUGGCACUCUGUUCCCAGUAGGAAGGACACUUGAGUCUUUGAGCUAAUGGGUGGGGCCACAGUGGUCUCACUUUCCAUCUUUCCCAGUGACUUAAUUAGGGGCUAACUUUGCGGUUCCCAACUCCUCAACUCUCAGUUCUGCAGAGGUUUUGGUCUUUACGGAAAGGGCACUCUCACCAGGAGAUAUGGCCCGGGUCCCAUUGGACUCAUAGCUGUGACUGCUGGGUGGAUAUUUCUGGGGUUCCUGUGUCCAGAGAGUAUUAAGCAGGAAGAGUAACAAUCUUGGUAGGGGCAAUAGUUGCUUAUCAAGGAAGAGGCAGGACUGCAUCAACAGUGGGGGCAGGGAGGAAUAUGUGGGCAACCCACAUGAUCUCUGUGGGUGACUCUUGGUGCUCCCUGGUGUGACUGGAGCUGUGGGUGAACAGUUAGAGCAAUGCUGGCCUGAUAAGAAUUUUGGUCCCAGGGAAUCAGACCCUCAGGGAUGAAGGAAGUCACCAGCACUGCAGAGGUGAUAGUUGAGGCUGAGGGAAAAAGAGGAUAGUGGAAGAGGGGAAUCAUGGAGAUCUGCAGUCACAGGACUGACUGCAGUGACUGGAGGUUAUACUUUGUCCUACCUUACAGCUCAUUCCUUCUAAAUGUACCUUCAGAUGGGCCCACCAGAGCCAAGGAGGAAUUUCUCUGAAGACAUGGAAUAAUGGAGCCAUGUGGCUAAGAGAUGGCCUAUGGCAGCCAUGGAUGUGGACUAAUGAGAUGUGGCUUCAGUGGAGAACUUGCUCUCAGUCAUGAUCCAAGUUCAAUGCUGUCAGAAUCUCCUGCAGCAUUUGGGCUGAGGCCAAGCUAUUUGCAGUCAGCUCUCAGUUGGUCGCUUAGCACAGCAGGAUGCUGGGUCAUUUAUGCUCAGUGUGGCCCUCCUCUAUGGGGCAUCUUUGCAUCCGAGCUUUCUGCUGGGCUGCACUACAGUCCUGAAGCUCUUCCAUCCAACCCCUCUUCCCGAUCCUUCAUCUUCUACAGGUGUCAGGUCUGUACUGCAGCUGAAGGAUCUUCCUACCUUUCAUGUGGCUUCUCCACUUUACCUUUGCCAAUAAAUCCUUUGCACUCAGAAUCCCAUUUUGGCUUCCUGGAGAAUUCAAACUGACACGUUUGAUUUAGUGUUAAAAAGAACCUCACCUGCUCCUCCCUCAUAGAGUAGGUAGGAGAAAAAGCCUAAACACUCCUUGCUCAUACAUAUUGCUUUUAAAAUCAUCUUUGAAACGUUGAAUAUUUUCUUAAAUGGUCUUUAAUGAGUGGAGGUUGCUCAACUGGGGUUUCUACUUUUUAGUCAAUUCAGCAUUGUAGAGGAUUUGCCCAAGGGAUUUGUAGGCUGAUCAAGGAAAAUUUACUACCACAAGGGCGGCAGUAACAGAAGCAGCUUUAUUUACCCAGACGUGUUCAUAUUGGAGGGAAAAUCCUCACAGUAGGAGACCAUUGUGGUACUUAUAGUGGGUAGGGGACAGCUACACCGAAAGGAAUGAAGGUGAAGGGACUCUUAGAGGAGAGGGGACUAGAGAGGGAGCUUAUGCUUAUAAGCAAUGCCAAAUUGUGUAGUUUCUAGGUCAGAAAACUCUAGGGGGCAGCUGUAGAUUGAAGUCUUAUAACUAUAAGCCUCUACCUUAUGAGUAGCCAGCAAAUGUGGUAUGAAAUUUUGUAAGAUACACAAGGAACAGGCUGUGAAUAACUAAAGAUUU